This is a messenger RNA of Dothidotthia symphoricarpi CBS 119687, 297 nucleotides long. RefSeq lists its product as uncharacterized. The transcript has a single exon. The coding region runs from base 1 to 297 and encodes 98 amino acids. The record is from RefSeq and is a predicted model, not a curated record. Lineage: Eukaryota; Fungi; Ascomycota; Dothideomycetes; Pleosporales; Dothidotthiaceae.
AUGGCUCUCACUACCCCACAAAGAGACGUCGUUCUCCACCACUUGCACCGCCUCACCUCCACGCGUCAACACCCCAAGACAAUCUGCCCCUCGGAAGUCGCUCGCGCAUUCUCAGCACAAGAGUUGGGUGUGCUCAACGCGUCAGAGUGGCGACAAACUAUGGAUGAUGUUCGGAGUGUGGUGUGGCAGUUGCGGGAAGACGGAGAGCUUGAGGUUUUACAGAGGGGGGAGGUGAUUGAUGUGGAGAGACUGGAGGAUGUGAGGGGACCAAUGAGGGUGAGGGCCGUGCUGAGAUGA